Molecule: messenger RNA, 2550 nt
Organism: Cynoglossus semilaevis (tongue sole)
Lineage: Eukaryota; Metazoa; Chordata; Actinopteri; Pleuronectiformes; Cynoglossidae
Product: chitinase-3-like protein 1
Exons: 11
Coding region: 1055-2479 (474 amino acids)
Biological process (GO): carbohydrate metabolic process
Cellular component (GO): extracellular region
Molecular function (GO): chitin binding
Source: RefSeq, a predicted model, not a curated record
UGCUGCUAAAGUCCAAUGAAGUAGAGAGGCUGAGGCUGUUAGCAAGGUUAGCUUGCCUUAGCCUUGGUGAAGACUGCUUUGUGUAUGUGUUAAAACACACCAUGCUAACACAUGACAUGCUAGCAUAGGGCUAACACAUCACUGAUUCACUCUGUGCUACCACAUUGCUGAAACACAGUAUACACGCUACAAGCUAAUGAUGAUUAACACACUAAAUACACCUGCAAGCUAGCCAACCUGCAGGGUAAGAUAAAUGAUACAGCAUGAGAAAGAAAAUCUAGGAAAAAUGGGUUUAAAAAAAGGUUCCUUUUAACUGUCUUGUGUCUAAAAAAAGGAACAACUUCCAUCAUCAAAAGUCCACGUUGUCAUUGUCCCUCGGACUGUGCCAAACACAACACCUCCCUCUUGGAGCCCGUCCUGUCGGCUCCUACUCACAUUUUGCCUUUAGCCUGGUAACAAAAACAUCCAAUGUCUGAUUCUUCCAUCUUUGAACAUUUAUGGUGACUGAUAUCAACAGAUACAGAGAAGAUACAGAUAUGGAGGAGAAGACUGAUGCUUGAAUUUCAUUUGUGGUGUUAGUGACAGCGUGGAAGUGGGUUACACUCGAACCCCAUCCUUCCUGGUUAGUCCACAUGUCUAAAUUGCAUUCUCACUGAUCAGCUCUCACCCUUAGGCUGUUCAGUGGCACCACUAACCUCCCUCCACGUCUCUGUGAGGUGCUUCAGGAUGUCAUUUUAGCAUUUGAAUGGUACUGUGUGUUCUGAGCGUAGAAACCUGAGAUACAGGCCUGGAGUGAUCGUCACGGACAUGUUCCGCACAGAGGAACCACCACAGGAGAGAACUCCACUAUUGGAGAGUCCUCACAGCUGAGAUGAACGCUGCAGUAACGUCCGUCCUGGGUAAGAUUCUUUACAUGUUCUUCAUCAUUUCUGUGUCUUCAGUAGCAGUUCUCAGUAACCUGUCAAUUGUUCUCCUGACAGUGGUGUUGCAGCUCCUUUUUCACUUUGGUGAGUCAUUUAAUUUUUUUUCUUUUCGACAGUGGCAGUGAUAAUUCAUGUGUUUAUUACUUGUCAAUGAUGCAGCAACCACAACCAAACUGGUGUGCUACUACACCCACCAGUCCAGGUACAGACCAGGGGUGGGCAGGUUCCUGCCUGAGAACGUGGAUCCUCAUCUGUGUACUCACCUAGUCUACACCUACGCCAUCCUCAGCACUGGGAAUGGGAUUUCUCAGUCAGAGUGGAGCGAGAGCUCCUACAGUACAUUCAACCAGCUGAAGGACAGCAACCACAACCUGAAGACCCUGCUGUCAGUCAGAGAGGGGACCGACCUCUCACAGUUCUCCAUCAUGGUCUCCACUGCUGUCAACCGUCAGACUUUCAUCCAGUCGGCUCUUAUUUUCCUGAGGACGCAUGAAUUUGAUGGUUUGGAUUUGGCCUGGAACUAUCUUGGAGCUCCUGGAAGUCCAGCAGGAAACAAAUCAGGGUUCACUCUGCUCUGUAAGGAGCUUUCAGAGGCCUUCAGGUCUGAGAGCAGUGGAAGCAGCAGACCAGAGCUUCUUCUGUCUGCUGCUGUCCCAGCAGAUCCAGAGGUUGUUGAGGCAGGAUAUGACAUCGCCAUCAUAACAAAGUAUUUGGAUUUCAUCAGUAUUAAAGCUUUUGACCUGCAUGAUGAGCAGAAUAAAACAACAGCCCACCAUUCUGCACUCUACAGUCACAACAACGAGAACAUAGAUUAUGUGGUGCAGUACUGGAUGGAUCAUGGAUCUUUUACGCUCUCCAGCAGUGAUACAGGAGUAGGUGCUCCUUACAGUGGUCUAGGUCUCCCAGGACCCUACACUCAGGAGAGUGGCGUUUGGUCUCACUACGAGACCUGCUCCGUUUUGAAAGGGACUUCAGUCCAUUGGCUGGAGGCUCAGAAAGUUGCGUACAGUUCCAAAGGUGAUCAGUGGGUGGCCUUUGACAACCAGCAGAGCUAUGAUGCCAAGGUAGAGUACCUGAGGAGCAGGCAGCUGGGAGGAGCUGCCGUGUGGACAGUGGACAUGGACGACUUCACCGGACAGUUCUGUGAACAAGGCCAAUAUCCUCUAAUAAAACAUCUGAAAUAUCAACUCACUGGCUGGAUAUCAGGGGAAUCUAAAGCAUCUACAUCAAUUCCUGCCACAACACCUGCUUCAAAACACACACAGCAUCAUGUCUCUCAUCAAAGCACUACAGUAAAACUCGACUACAACUGCUACCAGAACAUGACUGUGGAAUACCCUGACAGUAAGUUCUGUAUACACAGGGCUGACGGAUCAUAUAGAAAUUUACAUGAUCCAAAGACGUUCUACACAUGUAUAGAGAGAAGGACAUACUUCACCAGGUGUCACGUGAUGACAGACUUCAACAGUGGUGAACAUCUGAUGCCAAAAAGGACUUCAAUUACCACCGGCCUUCUUAUAGCCACUGGAUUCUAUUACUUUUUUCCUGUGGUUUAAUUGGUAAAUGCUGUAUAGUGUUUUUACAUGGCCCUGGUCAAAUGUAUGACUCAUAAUACUGUAGACUUAAA